This is a messenger RNA of Diachasma alloeum, 1703 nucleotides long. RefSeq names its product polymerase delta-interacting protein 2 (gene POLDIP2). Bases 519 to 1532 code for a protein of 337 amino acids. The record is from RefSeq and is a predicted model, not a curated record. NCBI's taxonomy places the organism in Eukaryota, Metazoa, Arthropoda, Insecta, Hymenoptera, Braconidae. Gene Ontology annotation, molecular function: DNA binding. Gene Ontology annotation, biological process: error-free translesion synthesis. The transcript has 6 exons. Gene Ontology annotation, cellular component: mitochondrial nucleoid; nucleus.
GGUGGUUCGAGGGGUCCUUCCCACUCUGCGUAAUUCCCACUCGCGUGCUUGGACCCCACUCAUAAAAUCCACGGAUAUUCUUCUGGAAGAUAACCUAUACCCCCAUCUCUACACUCCCUCGUCCCUCUUAAAAAAAGAAAAAUAUUUGUACUUGUUUCGUCACAAUAACAACCUCUUUGCCCCUUCACAUCGGUAACUUAUCCACCGAACAUUCUUCCUUACAAUCAACUCAGUCCAUAAAACAGUGUUAAAAGCUGUAAACCACGCCGGCCGUAUCUCUGUGUAUUCCUACUGAGCACAUUCUCUGCCAGUGUUUGCAGUGUUAUUUUUCGAAUUGCGCAUCAAGUGAAUUUUCAACAUAUCCAGCCAAUACCGAAAUAUAAAUAAUCAAAACCUCCUGGAAGUACCAGUGGAAUUCCACGGCCAUGUGACUUGUCACUUCUGACAAGCGAAAAAUCGGCUUUUCGUUCACCCCCUUCGGAGUUGAUAAACAAAAUUCACAAAUUUUCGGAUCGAUUAUGGAAUUAAUGCGCAUAUGUUUGAGUCGUAAAUUAAAAAGUAGUCUGCUAGAUGUUACGAAUAAAGUGUUGAGUGUCCAGAGUGCUAAGUACAUAAGAUUGGCAGAAGUGGGAAAAUUAGAAACUCCGAAAUUACAGGGGAAGUAUGAGACCGGGCAGCUGAUACUCCAUCGUGUUUUUGGAUAUCGAGGAGUUAUUCUGUUUCCGUGGCUUGCGAGAGUCUACGACAGGGAUCUACCUAAUAGGAAAGAUGGAGACGAUGAGAAUAAUUACAACAGUGUUGGAAAAGAAGUGAAAGGUCGAACGCACACAUUCUAUCAGGUUUUGAUUGAUCAAAGGGAUUGCCCAUUUAUUAGAGCUCAAACAGAGGCAGUGACAUUUCUAGGCAACAAUGAGAGCAGCAGAAGUCUGUACGCAAUACCAGGUCUGGAUUACGUAGCUCACGAAGACAUAUUGCCUUAUUCAACGAAUGACAAGACCGCUCUGCAGCAUGAGUUAUUCGACAAAUUUUUGACUUUUCAUCCUGGGAGAGAGCCACCCUUUGUGGCGCAGGAGACACUCAGGGCAUGGCAGGAGAAGAAUCAUCCCUGGUUGGAGCUGUCGGAUGUCCACAAGGAGACGACCGACAACAUCAGGGUCACUGUCAUUCCCUUUUACAUGGGCUGCAGAGAAACCCAAACUACAUCAGUUUAUUGGUGGCGCUACUGCAUUCGGCUCGAAAAUCUGGGAGAUCUCAGUGUACAACUCCGAGAGAGACACUGGCGAAUAUUCAGCCUAUCUGGUACCCUGGAGACAGUCCGUGGUAGAGGUGUCGUAGGUCAAGAACCAGUACUUUCAAAAACUCUUCCGGCUUUUCAGUACAGCAGCCACGUCAGUCUGCAAGCCCCCAGUGGCCACAUGUGGGGAACCUUCAGGAUGGAGAGAGAGGAUGGCUACACAUUCGACUGUAGAAUCCCUCCAUUUUCCCUUGAAUCCAAAGUCGAAGAGCCCACGACCCCCAAUGCUGAGUCCUAAUUAAUCGACAUGAAGAACGAAAGUAAACGAAAUGGAAGUAAAAAAAACUCAGAUGUUAAAUCUCACGUGACGCGACCCCUGAGCCUGUAAAUAAAGUAUAUUUAUCAUUAAAAUAUUAUUGUUACCGUGUAGAAUUUUAGUACUGAAGGAAUAAACCAGUGAUAUUGAAAA